AUGGGCCGGGACAAGGAGCACAUCCGCCGCCCCAUGAACGCCUUCAUGAUCUUCAGCAAGCGGCACCGGGCGCUGGUGCACCAGCGACACCCCAACCAGGACAACCGCACGGUCAGCAAGAUCCUGGGCGAGUGGUGGUACGCCCUGGGGCCGAGGGAGAAGCAGCAGUACCACGACCUGGCCUUCCAGUCCCGGUUCCGAUCCCGCAGGUCCGGCAAGCUGAAGGUUCCCGACUGGGCCGACACGGUCAAACUGGCCAAGCACAAGGAGCUGGCGCCGUACGACGAGAACUGGUUCUACACGCGCGCAGGUCCGGCCCGGCAAUGCAGCCGGUUCCGGAGCCGGUUCUGGAGCCGGUUCCGGCCCAGGGGCCGAAAAUUGACCCCCCAGGGGCAGCGUGACCUGGAUCGAAUCGCUGGGCAGGUCGCUGCUGCCAGCAAGAAGCACUGAGGGAAUAA
Molecule: messenger RNA, 458 nt
Organism: Ficedula albicollis (Collared flycatcher)
Lineage: Eukaryota; Metazoa; Chordata; Aves; Passeriformes; Muscicapidae
Product: 40S ribosomal protein S19-like
Exons: 5
Coding region: 1-450 (149 amino acids)
Biological process (GO): translation; regulation of transcription by RNA polymerase II
Cellular component (GO): nucleus; ribosome
Molecular function (GO): DNA-binding transcription factor activity, RNA polymerase II-specific; RNA polymerase II transcription regulatory region sequence-specific DNA binding; structural constituent of ribosome
Source: RefSeq, a predicted model, not a curated record